GCAGGCUGCGCGCAACAAUCGAACAUCAACCGCGUAUUUGAGAUCGCAGUGAGCGUGAUUUUUUUUGUGAUUUAUUAAAAUGAAGACCAUCACAUUUUGUUUUUUUGUUGUUUUGGUGAUGAGUGUGCAGAAUGUCUUCGCGGGACCGAGAUACAGGGUCAAGCGAGUGUCCGAUGCCCAUUUGGCCGAUCUCCAGUCUCGAAUAGCGCUGAAUAACAAGCUGAAGGGGGUUUCGGUCACUAUGCCUGUAGGUGGAGGUCGGAUUGAUCCAGGCCGAAUAGGCCGCAGGCGUCGCUCGCAAACGAGAUUCCUUGACGUUCUCUUCAACCAAUCAGAGGAAGAUAAGGGUGACCCGGUCGAGUUGAACGACUACGAAAACCUAAUCCAGAGAUUACUAAACUUGGAAUAAUUCUUUUUUGUGAUUUUUGUGACUCGAUGUGUGAAUGGUUGAAAUUGGAAUGAAAUUUCUUAGUGUAGAUAAAACAAGCAGUAUUAAGUUAUACUUACCCAGAUCUUGUUCUAGUCCCUAAAUACAUAGGUAAUUUAUUUUUUUACUCUUAUUUAUUUAAUAACUUAAUUUAAUUAAUGUGUGUAAAUAUGUUUUGCCAUUUUGUAUUGUUUUUGCACAAGUAAAUGAGACUUAUCAUCAA
Messenger RNA from Tribolium madens (black flour beetle), 650 nucleotides. RefSeq lists its product as uncharacterized. Bases 80 to 409 code for a protein of 109 amino acids. Lineage: Eukaryota; Metazoa; Arthropoda; Insecta; Coleoptera; Tenebrionidae. The transcript has 3 exons. The record is from RefSeq and is a predicted model, not a curated record.